Hypanus sabinus (Atlantic stingray) is the source of this 1232-nucleotide messenger RNA. It is a transcript of the gene mrpl28, whose product is annotated as mitochondrial ribosomal protein L28. Gene Ontology annotation, molecular function: structural constituent of ribosome. Gene Ontology annotation, cellular component: mitochondrial large ribosomal subunit. The coding region runs from base 155 to 916 and encodes 253 amino acids. NCBI's taxonomy places the organism in Eukaryota, Metazoa, Chordata, Chondrichthyes, Myliobatiformes, Dasyatidae. The transcript has 6 exons. The record is from RefSeq and is a predicted model, not a curated record.
UGGAGGGCGGGGCUGAAUGACAGUCUGGAAAGCUGCCCAAUCAGAUGGCAGAAGCUUGCGGUUGUCGGCUGCGGUGAUUGGCCCAUCAGAAGCGGGUCCCCAGCCGGAGGCCUUGUGGACAGAGUGAAGCCUGGGGUUUGGCGAAUGCUGAGAGAUGCCACUGCACAAGUACCCACCCAAGAUCUGGGCUGCUCUGCGUUUCAAGGAAGGAAUCCAGUCACGGCUGCCUGCUCACUAUCUCCGCUCUCUCACUGAGAAACAGGAACCCACGCCUGUCCACUUUAAGCCCCAUGGGGUGAAAUCCAAGCGUGACCCACGCACUGGGAAAGAACAGCGAGUACAAGAUGUCCCAAUUCCCAUCUACUUCCCCCCAGAGUCACAGCGUGGACUGUGGGGAGGAGAGGGCUACAUACGAGGGUUCAGAUAUGCCAACAGUGACAAGCUCUCCACUCGACUCAGGAAAACGUGGAAGCCGCAGAUCUUUGUGCGGAAGCUUUACAGUGAAAUCCUGGACAAGAGCUUCGACAUCCCAGUGACUAUGCGAACAUUGGACCUGGUGGAUGCUUGCUACGGCUUCGAUUUCUACAUUCUGAAGAUGUCAAAAGUCAACUUGAAUUCCAAGCUGGGAAUGGACCUGAAGCGUGCGAUGCUGCUGAGACUUGCUCGCAAAGACACGGAGCUGUACCCUGAUGACCCAGAGAAGCGAGAGCGUAUCUACAACAAGUACAAGGAAUUUGUGAUCCCUGAAGAGGAGGCAGAGUGGGUUGGUCUCAGCCUGGAAGAAGCUGUGGAGAAACAGAGAUUAUUAGAGAAAAAGGACGCAGUGCCGCUGUUUAAAGUGUAUGCUGAGGAGUUCGUCCAGCAACUACACAUGCAGCAAUUGAGAGAACCUAUGGUUGUAGAAAAGGUGUCAUAACUGAGCAUGGGGUGCAUCAUCUACAGAGCCGUAGGUUAUGUGGCCAGUGGACACACUGUUUGGCAGAACUUUCCUCCUGACUGUGACUUUGAGUACAGAUGAACCUGCCUCAAUGGGCAGUGUUUAAAUUGACUUUAUGAACUCAUUAUCAGAACCAACUACCAUAGCUGAACAUCAGGUUUUGUAUCGUGUGGAAGAUGGACUGUGCAAAAUCAGAUUCGGGUUUAUUAUCAGUGACAUAUGUUGUGAAAUUUGUUGUUUUGUGUACAAUGCAAUACAUUAAAAAUACUAUAAAUUACAAUAAAUUUCUUAAUGG